AUGAAGCCAGGCAGUCCCCUUCCGUGGGCUAUGGAGUGUCAAAGGAGCUGGAGAUGGCUCUUUUUAGCUGGGAUUUUCAUUAUGGAAGUAUUUGCCUUGAGAAAGACACAGGCAGUCCACCACAGACAUGAGAUUCAAUUCAUCACAGUGGGUACAGGCCACUCUAUCUUGGAACUAAGCGAAUUUAGCCUCAUAGAUGAUGUUGAAGUGGCAUCUUAUAACAAAGGACAGAAGCAAAUUACUAUCAAGAUACCCUGGAUCUCCAAAGUACUGGGAGUCAAUUAUCUCACACAGGUGCAUGAUUUAUUGGUGAAGCAUGAACCACAUUUCCUCUGGCUACUCCAAUUCUUAGCACAACAUGACAUCAACGAUGAUAGAAACCACACAGCCCAAAACCUGAUAGAAUGUGAAGUGGACAAUAAUAUCACAGUAAAGAGUCACAUUCAUUUAAUUUUGGAUGGGGAGGAAAGUUCCCGGAUAGAUGAAGAGGUUGGGCAUUGGGAGAACAUAAAGCCUGAAGCCAAGCAAUACCAAUACAUUCUGGAGAGUCCCUUCUGGACCAAUCUAAGGAAAAGCUACAUGAAGCUAUAUUGUGUUGACUUGAUGAAGAAAAUCGUUGGGUAUUCAAGCUUAAGGGAUAAUGUGGCCCCAGAGGUGGUCGUAUCUCAACAUGUCAGUCCAGAAGGCAGCAUCAUUCUCUCCUGCAUUGCCACAGGUUUCUACCCUCGCUCCAUCAUCAUGCACUGGGAAAAGAAUGGGAAGCUGGGGAUAUGGGGAAAUGAGAGUUCCAGUGGCACCCUGCCCAAUAUGGAUUCCACCUUCUACCUCAAAGUUACCUUAGAGCUCCCACCAGAGGACUCAGGUGCAGGUUAUAGCUGUGUGGUAGAACACAGUGAGCUGAAGAGUCCUGCUAUAUAUUCAGUCCCUAGAAAGUCCACUAGGAAGAAGCCUUGGAUUCUUGCACUGGGCAUCAUAUUGGCUGUCAUCCUACUGCUGAGCUGUGCUGGUGUCUUCAUCAAAUGGAAGAUAAGGAAGACAGUAUGCAUGCAAGAAUUGAGAAGUGACAGGAAGAUUUUGGAUUGGGAGCACCCACGAAGACAGGAGAUAAUGCUAUCAUAGCAACCUCAAUAACUGACUGUAAAAAAAUGUUUUGAGACGAGAAUCCCAGAAUAUUAGGGUCAAAGUAUUACACAAAGCCUAUGAAAUCCAAACCUCACUUGAUUAAAAAAAAAAAAACUCCUCAAUAUCAUCCUAGCAAUUCACUC
This is a messenger RNA of Gracilinanus agilis (Agile Gracile Mouse Opossum), 1265 nucleotides long. RefSeq names its product zinc-alpha-2-glycoprotein-like. The transcript has 5 exons. Gene Ontology annotation, cellular component: external side of plasma membrane. Gene Ontology annotation, biological process: immune response. The coding region runs from base 1 to 1119 and encodes 372 amino acids. NCBI's taxonomy places the organism in Eukaryota, Metazoa, Chordata, Mammalia, Didelphimorphia, Didelphidae. The record is from RefSeq and is a predicted model, not a curated record.